This is a messenger RNA of Durusdinium trenchii, 1545 nucleotides long. Lineage: Eukaryota; Dinophyceae; Suessiales; Symbiodiniaceae. The record is from the annotation of a GenBank genome assembly.
GUUGCGAGCUUAUUGGACGUCAGUGACCAGACGGUACCACUGGGCAUUCAGAUUUGCAACGCAUGUGAUACCGUUGCUUUGUUGUUGCGAGACGAAGUAGCAAAAGGCGAUGCGUUGAAGCUGUGUUGCGCGCAAGCUCAGCAAGAAGACUCGCCUGAGUUGCUCAAGGCAAGCAUCUUCGGCCUGAUGCAACCAGAGGAGAUGAAAGAAUUUCUUCAAGCGCCUGACCAUCGUCUUUGGUUGAAGAUCAAAUCAGAUACUGAACGAUUUAUAGAGCUCCUCAAAGACCCAAAAACAGUUCCCUACUCCGCCGAAGAGAUGACCCCAGAGCCCUUCAAUGAACGAGUUCGGACCAUGCGUCCGGUGGUGAUGGACCAGUCGGUACGAGAACCGGCCACGAACACACCGUUUGGCCAUACUGGCUACAUGAAGUAUCUGACCCUGAAGAUUGUGCAGGACAUUGCCAUUACUGGCCAGUACUAUGGCUCAUCAUACACUCCAGAGACCCAGAUCUUGGAGUGGAUGUGCUACAAAGGAGACAGCAUGGAUGGAAUGAUUGCGAUGUUCUCCCCAGGCCAAGCAGACCGUACGGCUGGUAUCAAUGCCAUCAGAGAAUUCAAGAUACCAAAUGCAUUUCUGGAUUUGACUAUGAAAGCGAGUGUACGCUUUGCCCAGUCUGACUUUGUGCAAUCCGUUGUCGACACUGUGGAGAAGAUUGAUGAGAUUUAUACAGAGAUGGGCUUGGACCCCUGCCCAUGGCGAGAAGACAGCGAAGUAAACGCAAGACCCGGCCGCGGCGAGAUUUCUUUGAACUUGGUGGAUUUGAUGGAGUUUUUAAAUUUAUCCAUCAACGGUGACAUGGAUGAUGUGAAGGAGCAAGAGGCAGCAAAUGCUUUUAGCACAUGGAAGGCAUGCGACGCAUUUAGGCGUAGAGUCGUAGCGAUUCUCACUGAGGAAGGCCGGGGAUGUGCAGACUACAGGGACUAUGGGCGUUUGGUUGGGUGGCUACGCAAACAUUUUCCUGAACAUGAGCACUACCGCAUUUUAGUUCACGCACAUGGUGGACACAGCAACGUGCAAGAUGCCGCUAGUGUGGAAGCUGCCCUACAGGGAGCAAAUGGAGUUUGGGCGGCCAUCAUACCCCAGGCCUCCCAAGCUGGACACAACUCCAGCUUGGUGUUCUUGGACAACAUCCUCCAGCUGGGCAACUCCCAUGUCCUGGAGGACUUUUGGCUUCACCAGGCCUCGGAGUGUGCUCGCCACGUCUACUUCUUGAACUUCAAUACCUACAAAAUCCAAGAUGAUUGCCCCAUCUGGGGGAUGGGGGGGGCUGAUGCGGCUGACGCACUCAGCAUUCAGCAGAGUCUCAGGAGAGUCCUGGCGCCACAGGCGGGGAGAAUACUUCAACGUUUGGAGCGACGAGGAGUCCCUAGAGCUGAAGAGAGCUGCAGAAUCAGACCUGCACUUGCAGAUGGAGGUGGCCUCCUUGCGGCAGGCCGAGCGAGGUGGAGAAUACCGCAUUUCGCCACUAGUCUCCGAUGUUGA